AUGCGCUGCUUGACGAUUAGCAGAGUUGGGGAGUCAGCUCUGAGAGCCCUACGUGAAAAGUUAUUUGCCCAUUCCUCAGAUCUUCUUGUUGAAUUUAAGAAGCAUGAUAAAGAUAAAACUGGUCUAAUCACCCUGAGUGACUGGGCAGCAGCCGUGGAGUCUGUGUUGCAUCUAGGACUGCCAUGGCGGAUGCUGAGGCCACAGCUGGUGAGCAGCUUGACAGAUAACAAGCUGGAAUACAAGUCCUGGCUGAAAAACUUGGCCAAAGAACAAUUCAGCCAUGAGAAUAUACAAUCAAGUUUGCUGGAAGCACUGUAUCGAAACCGAUCCAACCUGGAGACCAUUUUUAGGAUCAUAGACAGUGAUCAUUCAGGGUUCAUUUCACUGGACGAGUUCAGGCAGACUUGGAAGCUGUUCAGCUCUCAUAUGAACGUUGAUGUCACAGACGACUGCAUCUGUGACCUUGCCCGGAGCAUUGACUUCAACAAAGAUGGCCACAUUGACAUCAACGAGUUCCUGGAGGCCUUCCGCCUUGUGGAGCAAUCCUGCUCAAAGGGUUAUGCAUCAGAUUCCUGACAAGCCACAAACACUAAUAACAGUGACUGCAGCAGCCCAGAUAAUACACUAAGGCCAGUCUGGUCCCCAUCGUCCAAGGUGCCUUGUAAGCAAUGCUGAGCUCAUUGUGGGAAUAUCUCCCUUAUUCUCCAUAGCUCUGUGGAACUUUAUGCUGAGAAUUUGCCUACCAGUAUGCAUCAGAAUCACCUGUGUAUUCAGGUGAAUUCUACAAAACAUACGGAGAAGAACUUUUACCAAUCCUUCUCAAACUCUUCCAAAAGAUUCAAGAGGAGGGAACACUCCCAAAAACAUGCUAUGAAGCCACCAUCAUCCUGAUACCAAAACCAGACAAAGAUACCACCAAAAAAGAAAAUUACAGGCCGAUAUCUUUGAUGAAUAUAGAUGCAAAAAUUAUCAAAAAAAUUAUCAAACUGAAUCCAGCAACACGUAAACAAGAUCAUACACCACGACCAAGUGGGAUUCAUCCCAAGUUCACAAGUUUGGUUCAACAUAUGCAAAUGAGUGUGAUACACCACAUCAACAAAAGAAAAGACAAAAACCACAUAAUCAUCUCAAUACAUACAGAAGAAGCAUCUGACAAAAUUCAACAUUCAUUCAUGAUAAAAACUCUUACCAAAAUGGGUAUAGAAGGAACAUAUCUCAACAUAAUAAAAGCUACUUAUGACAAACCCACAGCCAAUAUAAUACUCAAUGGUGAAAAGCUGAAAGACUUACUGUGAAUAUCUGGAACGAGACAAGGAUGCCCACUCUCAACACUUCUAUUCAACAUAGUAUUGGAAGUCAUAGCCAAAGCAAUCAGAAAAGAAAUAAAAGGUAUCCAAAUUGGCAGGGAAUAGGUAAAAUUGUCAUCAUAUGCAGAUGACAUGAUACCAUAUAUAGAAAACCCUAAAGACUCCACACAAAACCUACUGGAACUGAUCAAUGAAUUCAGCAAGGUAGCAGGAUACAAGAGUAAGAUACAGAAAUUCGUUGCAUUUCUUUACACCAGCAAUGAAAUAUCAGAAAGGGAAUGUAAAAACACAAUAUGUUUUAAAAUCACACCAAAAAAAAAUAAAAUACUUAGGAAUAAACCCGACCAAGGAGGUGAAAGACUGAUAUGCUGAGAACUAUAAAACAUUAAUAAAGGAAGUUAAAGAUGAUUCAAAGAAAUGAAAGAUAUCCCAUGCUCUUGGCCUGGAAGAAUUAAUAUUGUUAAAAUGGCCAUACUACCCAAAGCAAUCUACAGAUUUAAUGUGAUCCCUAUCAAAUUACCCAUGACAUUUUUCACAGAACUAAAACAAAUAAUCCUAAAAUUUAUAUGGAACCAUAAAGAUCCUGAAUUGCCAAAGCAAUCCUAAGGAAAAAGAACAAAAGAGGAGGCUUCCCUGGUGGCGCAGUGGUUAAGAAUCCACCUGCCAAUGCAGGGGACACAGGUUUGAGCCCUGGUCCAGGAAUAUCCCACAUGCCAUGGAGCAACUAAGUCUGUGAGCCACAACUACUGAGCCUGCAUGCCACAACUACUGAAGCUCACGCUCCUAGAGCCUGUGCUCCACAACGAGAGAAGCCACUGCAAUGAGAAGCCUGCGCACCGCAACAAAGAGUAGCCCCCGCUCGCCGCAACAAGAGAAAAGCCCUCACGCAGAAAUGAAGACCCAACACAGCCAUAAAUAAAUAAAUAAAUAAAAAAUAAAAAAGAACAAAGGAGGAGGCAUAACCCUCCCAGACUUCAAACAAUACUACAAAGCUACAGUAAUCAAAACAGUGUGGUAUUGGCACAAAAACAGACAUAUGGAUCAAUGGGACAGAAUAGAGACCCCAGUAAUAAACCCACACACCUAUGGUCAAUCUUUGACAAAGGAAGCAAGGCUAUAAAAUGAGAAAAAGACAGUUUCUUUAGUGAGUGGUGCUUGCUAAGGUGGUUCUUUAGCAAGUCUACAAAUAACAAAUGCUGGAGAGGGUGUGGAAAAAAGGGAACCCUCCUACACUCUUGGUGGGAAUGUAAGUUGGUGCAGCCACUAUGGAAAAUAGUAGGGAGGUUCCUCAGAAAACUAAAAAUAGAAUUACCAUAUUAUCCAGCAAUCCCACUCCCUGGGCAUAUAUCCAGACAAAACUGUAAUUCAAAAAGAUACAUGCACCCCUAUGUUCAUAGCAGCAUUAUUCAUAAUAGCCAAGACAUGGAAACAACCUAAAUGUCCAUCGACAGAUGAAUGGAUAAAGAAGAUGUGGUACAUAUAUACAAUGGAAUACUACUCAGCCAUAAAGAAGAGGGAAAUAAUGCCAUUUGCAGCAACAUGGAUGCAACUGGAGAUUAUCAUACUAAGUGAAGUAAGUCAGAAAGAGAAAGACAAAUACCAUAUGAUAUCACUUAUAUGUGGAAUCUAAAAUAUGGCACAAAUGAACCUAUCUAUGAAACAGAAACAGAAUCACAGAUAUAGAGAACAGACUUGUGGUUGCCAAAGGGAUGGGAGAGAAGGGGAGGGAUGGACUGCGAGUUUGGGGUUAGUAGGUGCAAACUGUUACUUACAGAAUUGAUAAACAACAAGGUCCUAUUGUAUAGCACAGGGAACUAUAUUCAGUAUCCUGGGAUAAACCGUAAUGGAAAAUAAUAUAAAAAAGAAUGUAUAUAUGUGUAUAGCUGGGUUACUUUGCUCUACAGCACAAAUUAACACAAUAUUAUAAAUCAAAUAUACUUCAAUAAAAAAUAAUAAUCACCUGUGUAUUUGGGGGUGGGGAUGAGGUUAGAGUGUUUCUGCAUACUUUUAAAUACAUAGGUGCCCUAUCCCAUUUCAGAAUUUUCGCAAGGUAGGACCCAGGUAUAAGUAUUUUAAGAUUCUGAAGUCUAUCCCACUUAAGAACCACGGAUAAUUCAACCCCUUCAUUGUAUACCUUUUAUUUAUUGUUUUUAUAAUGUCUUGUUCGUAAAGGAAAGUUGUGAAAAAUUGUUUGUGUAAUCCCAUGACCCAAACAUAUGGAUUCUUUUCAUUAUUUACUUUUUCUUGUUAAAACUAAAAUGUUUACAUAAUUUAAUGUUCUGCUUUUGUUUUAUAAAUUGACAUCUGUGUUGCUACAUACUCUUCAUGAUUAUUCCUUUAAUGGCUGCAUAAUUUCAAAUAGAUGCAAUAUAAUCUAUUCAGCCAUGCUCCAAUUGUUAAACAUGUGUAUUGUUUCCAGUUUUUAAUUAUUAUAAAUAAUACUAUGGUUAAUAACUUUGUGCACAUAGCUUGUUUCAUAAAAAGCUCUUGAAUUAUACAUUUUCUUAGGCUAGACUCCCAGGAAUCAGAUUACUUUGUCAAAUGUUGGAGAGUCUAUAAAAAGAUUUACUGUAAGGCUCAUGUGAUUAUGGGAGCUGAAAAGUCCCAAGAUCUGCAGUUCAGCAAGCUGGAGACGCUGGAGAGUUGAUGGUGUGGUUCCAGUCUGAGUCUGAAGGCAGGAGAAGACCAAUAUUCCAGCUUAAAGACUGUCAAGCAGAGAGAAAGAAUUUUUUCUUACUCAGCCUUUUUUUUACUUUUAUGUUUUUAUACAGCAGGUUCUUAUUAGUCAUCAAUUUUAUACACAUCAGUAUCUACAUGUCAAUACGUUUGUUCUCUACAUCUGUGUCUCAACUUCUGCCCUGCAAAUCGGUUCAUCUGUACCAUUUUUCUACGUUCCACAUACAUACAUUAAUAGACGAUAUUUGUUUUUCUCUUUCUGACUUACUUCACUCUGUAUGACAGUCUCUAGAUCCAUCCAUGUCUCAAAAAAUGACUCACUUUCGUUCCUUUUUAUGGCUGAGUAAUAUUCCAUUGAAUAUAUGUACCACAUCUUCUUUAUCCAUUCGUCUGUCAAUGGACAUUUAGGUUGCUUCCAUGACCUGGCUAUUGUAAAUAGUGCUGCAA
Messenger RNA from Orcinus orca (killer whale), 4430 nucleotides. Its product is annotated as serine/threonine-protein phosphatase with EF-hands 2-like. Gene Ontology annotation, molecular function: protein serine/threonine phosphatase activity; calcium ion binding; Hsp90 protein binding. The record is from RefSeq and is a predicted model, not a curated record. Bases 1 to 576 code for a protein of 191 amino acids. Gene Ontology annotation, cellular component: cytosol; nucleus. Gene Ontology annotation, biological process: negative regulation of MAPK cascade. The transcript has 5 exons. NCBI's taxonomy places the organism in Eukaryota, Metazoa, Chordata, Mammalia, Artiodactyla, Delphinidae.